Molecule: messenger RNA, 1044 nt
Organism: Henningerozyma blattae CBS 6284
Lineage: Eukaryota; Fungi; Ascomycota; Saccharomycetes; Saccharomycetales; Saccharomycetaceae
Gene: RML2
Product: mitochondrial 54S ribosomal protein uL2m
Exons: 1
Coding region: 1-1044 (347 amino acids)
Biological process (GO): cytoplasmic translation
Cellular component (GO): ribosome; large ribosomal subunit
Molecular function (GO): transferase activity; RNA binding; structural constituent of ribosome
Source: RefSeq, a predicted model, not a curated record
AUGUGGCUCAACAGGUUGUAUCCCCCACGCAUCCCCCUCCCGCUACACUAUCCCGUUCGUUUCCACCGUCUCGCCACCACAGAAUCCACCCCCCUCCAAAUCAUCCCCCAUGACACAGACCUCUCGCUGUUAGAACAACAAGACGCCCUUGUUAAAAAACGCCAUCUGCUUUCCAAAAACGCAACCCCUCUUCGUAAACAUAAACCAAUCUCGCCAGGUCUCCGUUGGGUCCGCACCCCUAUCCAUCCUCAUCUCUUCAAGGGCCCCCCCAUCAGAUCCCUCACCAUCCACAAACAUAAAAACGGUGGUCGUAACAAUACUGGCCGCAUCACUGUCCGUCAUCAAGGUGGUGGUCAUAAACGUCGUCUGCGUCUCUUGGAUUUCCAUCGUAACCAAGAUGGACCCUGCACUGUCUUACGUAUCGAAUACGAUCCUGGAAGAACAUCCCAUAUCGCCUUGUUGAAACAUAACACAACUGGUAAACUCUCCUAUAUCACCGCCUGUGAUGGGCUUAGGGCAAACGAUAUCGUUCAAUCCUUCCGCAACUCCCCACCACUCGAUACAGCAGCCAUCCAGCGUGGCAAUUGUUUACGUCUAAGAGAUAUCCCCAUCGGCACCAUCCUUCAUAACAUCGCUCUUGUGCCCCAUGGCCCGGGCAAGUUGUGUCGUGCUGCUGGGACUUAUGGUCGUCUCUUGGAUAAACUGCCUGAAAAACGUCGUGCUGUCGUACGUUUGCAAAGUGGUGAACAUCGUUAUGUUGCUUUGGAUUCCAUCGCAACCAUCGGUAUCGUCUCCAACGUCGAUCAUCAGAACGAAUCCUGGGGGAAAGCAGGUAGAGCUCGUUGGAGAGGUAUCCGUCCCACGGUUCGAGGGGUUGCCAUGAAUAAAUGUGACCAUCCUCAUGGUGGUGGUCGUGGGAAAUCAAAAUCAAAUAGAUUAUCCGUCUCCCCCUGGGGUAUUCUUGCAAAGGGUUACAAGACUCGUCGUGGUAAAAAUGUAAAUAAAAUGAAAAUUAAAGAUAGACCAAGAGGCAAGCGUGGUUAA